This is a messenger RNA of Torulaspora globosa, 2082 nucleotides long. It is a transcript of the gene BPL1, whose product is annotated as biotin--[acetyl-CoA-carboxylase] ligase BPL1. Gene Ontology annotation, biological process: protein modification process. The record is from RefSeq and is a predicted model, not a curated record. The transcript has a single exon. Bases 1 to 2082 code for a protein of 693 amino acids. Gene Ontology annotation, cellular component: cytoplasm. Gene Ontology annotation, molecular function: biotin--[biotin carboxyl-carrier protein] ligase activity. Lineage: Eukaryota; Fungi; Ascomycota; Saccharomycetes; Saccharomycetales; Saccharomycetaceae.
AUGAACGUCCUGGUGUACAAUGGUCCUGGAACCACACCAGGCUCUGUGAAACAUACUACCCAGACUUUAAGACACUUUCUGGAACCGUAUUAUGCUGUCAGUACCAUAUCGUCUAAGGCGCUGCAAACGGAGCCCUGGAUGUCGAAGGCAUCGGCAAUUGUGUUUCCCGGUGGAGCUGAUCUUCCCUAUGUAAAAGAAUGCAGGAUGGUGAUACCUAAGAUCAGGGACUUUGUCGAGAGGCAGGGUGGUUUGUUCAUAGGUUUUUGUGCUGGUGGUUACUUUGGCACUAGCCGGGUUGAGUUUGCUCAGGGCGAUCCAGCGAUGGAAGUCACAGGCAAUAGAGAUUUAAAAUUAUUCCCAGGGAUUUCUCGUGGUCCAGCAUUCGAUGGAUUCAGGUAUAAUAGCGAGGAAGGGGCAAGACCGUGUCCGUUGAUUCUGCCUGAUGGGACCGAGUUCGCAACAUACUUUAAUGGUGGACCACUUUUUGUCGAUGCGGAUGAGUUCAACAAUACUGAAGUCCUUGCACGGUACAAAGAAACUCCAGAUGUUGCAUAUUAUGACUCUUCCUCCAAGACUGCUGAGGCAGGGCCGGCGGCUGUAGUUUUGUGUUCAGUUGGGAAAGGGAAAGCGCUUCUCACUGGACCACAUCCUGAGUUCAUUCCUCGCUUGCUGGAGAGAACUGAUGAUGUACACUUUCUCUCGAAGGUGGUCAACGUGCUGAAGGAAAACGAAGCUAAAAGAUUGAGCUUUCUCAAAAUGAUCUUCACGAAAGCUGGACUUAACUGCAAUAACGACUUUUCGAAUGUUAGAGCGCCAAACUUGACACCACUGCUAGUGGCAUCCUCAGAGGGUAAACAGGAUACUGUGAGCGAGUUUCGAAAUAAUAUCAUGAACGCUUCAGGUUUAAGGAAAACCGAUCGCUACGUUGAAAUCGAUGGCGGCAGCGAUAUCUUCCAUUUCUAUGAUGGAUUAUCUUCCUCAUACGAUGAUGCUGCAGCUUCUCUGUUGCACGAGGAACCGGAUGAAGUUGCAAAAGCAGUUAUCUUUCCAGCAGAGGGCGAAACGACUCCUAGCUUAGCUCUUACUUCCAAUUUUGACGUGGACAAGUAUUUCAAAUAUCUGAGCCCAACUAACAAUAUCGGAAGUCUGUUAAUGUAUGGAGAAGUUGUGACUUCCACCAGCUCGUUGUUGAACGAAAACAAGAUUAUUCUGUCUUGUAUACCAAAAAACUCUAUGCUGCAUGUAGGAACGAUUCAAGUUUCUGGUCGCGGAAGAGGAGGAAAUGUGUGGAUAAAUCCGAAAGGUGUGUCUGCUUCAACCGCCGUCAUUACGCUCCCACUGCGUUCACCGAAGACUAAUAAGCCGGUUUCUAUUGUUUUCGUCCAAUAUCUUUCAAUGUUGGCUUACUGUCAAGCUAUCACCAGUUAUGGACCGGGCUAUGAGGACUUGCCUGUUAGAAUCAAAUGGCCAAACGAUCUCUAUGCUUUGAACCCCAAAUAUUAUCAAAGUUCUAAAUUAUCAAUACUUGGAAAGAGAAUGGGCCAAGGAUCUCAAUUGCAAGUCAUAUCGGUAUCUGAUAUUGAGCCAGCCUACAUGAAAAUAGCCGGACUUUUGGUCAAUUCGAACUUCAUUAAUGACAGCUACACGCUGCUUCUCGGCUGUGGGUUGAACGUGAGUCAUGAUGGGCCAACAACCUCGUUGAAUACUUGGAUCAACUUAUUGAAUGAAGAGCGUGAGGCUGCACGUCUAGAUAACUUGGAACCAAUUCAAAUCGAGAAGCUGCAAGCGUUGUACAUGAAUCAUCUCGAAGCAUAUCUUCGUAAGUUUAUUGAUUACGGAGCGUCUUCUAUUCUACCUGAUUAUUAUCGUUUAUGGCUGCAUAGUAACCAAAUCGUAACACUAAUGGACCAUCAUAAUGCCAGGGCAAUGAUCACCGGCAUAACUGAAGAUUACGGUUUACUAGUGGCCAAAGAACUGGUUUCAGGAAGUAAUACACAGUUCACAGGAUCGAUAUACCAUCUGCAGCCCGAUGGGAACUCGUUCGAUAUUUUCAAAGGGUUGAUCUCCAAGAAGGCCGCUUGA